This is a messenger RNA of Klebsormidium nitens, 1227 nucleotides long. The record is from the annotation of a GenBank genome assembly. NCBI's taxonomy places the organism in Eukaryota, Viridiplantae, Streptophyta, Klebsormidiophyceae, Klebsormidiales, Klebsormidiaceae.
UCUUAGACUAGUGAGGUGACCCCAGCUUCAGAAGAUGACCUUUUGUAGAAGUGCUGCUUUGCGUCUUCUUUGUUGAACAAGAAAGCAGAAGUCCGCUUUGAAAUUGUGAUCGUGGCGCUUGCACACCCCGCGCAUCCUGUGUCUGCUUCAUCUGGCUCUGAUCCAUCAAAGUACCGCAAUGGCUACUCAAGAUGCAGGCACUGCUACGUCGCACCACAAACCCACAAACAUUGCAAAGGAUACUCCGCAUCCUGAGCUAAAGGAGCACGGCAAGUCGCCUGGGAGCUUUCUGCAUCAGCGGGGCCAUGCAACAGGGUUCAACAGGUAUUUCAGUGCCAGGUUGCUGCCUAUGUAUCCCAUGAUAGCUGCUGUGGGGCUGGGAAUAGGCUUGGCAGGGUACACGAUGUAUCAUGCUCUCAUUGUGAGCCCUGAAGUACAUGUUUUCAAGGACCGCCGGAGUGGUGUGCCUGAGCUGGAGGACGCUGAGGCGAUGCACAAAAGGGGUGUGGCAUACAAGCAUGCUUAUCCCUUGAGGAGCGGUGCCAAGGCUGACAACGCUGUGGUCCAGAACCUCCACGCUUUCAGCCUUCAGCCGCCCGUUCUGCCGGGAGAUGAUGCUCACCCCAGCCGUCUAGGCAACACUGACUUUGGUCCUGGGUCUAGCGCAACCAAGUCUUAUGGUCCUGGAGCAGGGUCCAACCAGGCGACAAAGCACUGAUUUCUCACGUCAAUCAGUCUGGGCAUUGCUGUGCUGCCUCAGCUUGACGGUUUCGAUUGUAAGCGUAGCAAGGAGGAUGUAUUCUAGGUGAGAGCUCAUGUGCUAUUAGGCGAAGUGUUGCUGGUCAAAUACAGAAAGAUGGAGUAGAACAAUGUCCAAGUACGGCUUCGAGAAUGUUGGAAGCAUACGUCCAGAUGCUGCCAUUUUGUAACUUAGAACACUAACUGAGAUCACGUCUGAUGUAAAUUGCGGGUCGAAGGGUUGUACAAGGUUGUACGGUCGAACUUGGUGAUCUAAUGUCUCUUAAGCCGAACCAGAUUGCAACGAUUCGACAAGGGUUCUUGCACAUCUCCUCCAAGGCAGUCCAAAAAGUUUUCCAAGUACAGCCUUAUUGGGGGUGUUACAGGACUUGCCUGUUGAUGUGGCCCCAAGCCAUUUUCCAAGAUGGUCAUGCCAGCAAAGCACCUCAUUGAGCGUGCAUUUCACCCGACACUAUAACAUCGUCCACA